This is a messenger RNA of Owenia fusiformis, 439 nucleotides long. Lineage: Eukaryota; Metazoa; Annelida; Polychaeta; Sabellida; Oweniidae. The record is from the annotation of a GenBank genome assembly.
AUCGAACGGAAGGUUUUUACAUCGGCAGGAAGACAUACUGUAGAUCAUCAAAGCAGACAAAGCAGGUGUCAAAAUGACAGUUAAUCUAGUUUCUCUACUAACAUUGAUUGUACUGGGUGAAAUAACGGUCAUAGAUGGUUUACUCACUCAGCGCAAACUUGACUACAUCGCUGACAAUCUGGGCAUCACAUAUGAAGUUGUCAGUAACUUCGUGCCCAAUGAUGCGACAUACACAGGGAAAAUCACCUUUAAGAAUUCUGGUAAUAAGGUUAUACAUAAUGAUGCAUGGGCCAUAUAUUUUUGCCAUAUUAAGAUAAUAGAAGAGCCAAAAAUCUACAAUGGAAAUUACAUGUACAUAGAACCAAAUGGAUACACUGACCCCAAGACUGGUGCAAAAUGGUCCCAUGUAAAUGGUUGUUUGUUUAAACUCGAACCAACU